Messenger RNA from Caretta caretta (loggerhead turtle), 8887 nucleotides. RefSeq names its product G protein-coupled receptor 153 (gene GPR153). Gene Ontology annotation, cellular component: membrane. Gene Ontology annotation, biological process: G protein-coupled receptor signaling pathway. Lineage: Eukaryota; Metazoa; Chordata; Testudines; Cheloniidae. The record is from RefSeq and is a predicted model, not a curated record. Gene Ontology annotation, molecular function: G protein-coupled receptor activity.
GCGCCCUGCCCGCCCCGAGCCGGAGCCGGAGCCGGAGCCGGAGCCCGAGCCCGGCCGCCGGGACAGCGGGCUGCGCGCUGCUCCAGCCCCGCCAGGUUCCGGAGUCGUCUGGUGUCGGGUGCUCCCCUGCAACGCCUGAUCCCUCCCAAAGGUGCCCUGGAUGGAUUGCACUCUGCUGUAGGAUGUAUUUACUUCCCUCCUUCUUCCUUGGACGUCAUCCACAACUUGCCUCAUCUGAUGGUGCCUCCACCCUCCACCAUGAAUGAUGAUCAGAGACUACACAACAAUGCGGUAGCUUGGCUGGUCUGCUCGGGGGUCUCCGUUCUAGCCAACGCCUGGGGGAUUCUGAGUGUAAGUGCCAAGCAGAAGAAAUGGAAGCCCCUGGAGUUCCUUAUCUGCACGCUGGCGGGGACUCACAUCCUUAACAUAGCCGUCCCCAUCACUAUGUACGCUGCGAUCGAGCUCCGGCGGCGGCGCUCAGACUAUGAAUGGAGCGAAGGCCUCUGCAAGGCCUUUGUCUCCACCUUCUAUACCUUAACCUUGGUCACCUGCUUCUCAGUCACCUCCCUGUCCUACCAUCGGAUGUGGAUGGUCCGCUGGCCAGUCAAUUACAGGUUGAGCAAUACCAAGAAACAAGCUGUUCACACUGUGAUGGGCAUUUGGAUGGUGUCCUUCAUCCUUUCCACCUUGCCAGCAGUCGGAUGGCAUGACACCACCGAGCGCUUCUACGCCAGGGACUGCCGCUUCAUCGUCACCGAGAUCGGCCUGGGCUUCGGCGUCUGUUUCCUGCUCCUCAUCAGUGGCAGUGUGGCGAUGGGCGUCGUCUGUACCAGCAUCGCCCUCUUCCAGACCUUCUCCGUCCAAAUGGGGCACAGCAUCGACAGGAACAAGUUCAACGUACCUGCCAUCGUGGUGGAGGACGCGCAGGGCAAACGGCGCUCAUCCAUCGACGGCUCUGAGUCCAUCAAGACCUCUCUGCAAAUCACCUACCUGGUCACCGGGAUCGUGUUCAUUUAUGAUUUCCUGAUGGGCUUUCCCAUCCUGGUGGUGAGCUUUGCCAGCCUGAAGUCUGACGUGUCCUACAACUGGAUGGUGGUGUGUGUUCUCUGGUGCUCGGUCAUCCAGUCCCUGCUCCUUCCCCUCUUCCUCUGGGCCUGUGAUCGCUACCGAGCAGACGUAAGAUCCAUCUGGGAGAAGUGCGUGGCCAUCAUGUCCAACGACGACGCAGAUGAAGAGACGAGCCUGGAUGGUGCAAUUCACACCGACCUGAUGUAUGAGAGGCCUUACGACUAUAACUACGGCGGGGACAUCUUAGCGCUGGAGCACAUUGCCAAGUACGACUUCUCAGCACUAGAGAGAGGAAUCCCUCAGGUGUACCCUGUGCGAUCGGUGCAGGAGAACAAAAUGCAGUAUCUGCAGGUCCCGCCUCUGAGGCGUUAUUCUCACGAUGAAACGGACAUUUGGACUACGGGCCAGAUUUCAGCCUACCUCCAGCGCUGGGGGGCAGGCGAGGACGCGGCCGGGCUGGCCCACCUCCUCAUCCCGCGGCAUGCACGGAGGAGGAGCAGCCUGACCUCCUACCACGAGGAGCGGCUCCCCUACCGCAAGCGCCGGAAGUCUGCUGAGAGCGUCAUCUCACUCAAGCCGCUCUCCCGCGAGGACCUGUACAAGUGCUUCAGCAAGGAGGAAGUGGUGAACUUCAUUGACGAGAGCCCCCUGGCCAGCCCCAGGAAAAGCCCCAUGCGCUCGUCUUCCGUCUCCCUCCUCCCUGAGGCUUUUCCGCCCCAGGCCAGCGUGCGCUCCAACUUCCCUCUGACCGACUUUGAGCGGGAGCCUCAGGUGCUGCGCAGGUUCUCGGCGCAGGGGAAGGGCUGCAGCCUCACUGUGCCCAGGCCUCUGCGCGCCCAGGAGGACCCCAGGUGCCUCUUUCCUGGGGGAAACAGAGACCUCUGCAGGGGACAAACUCCCUUCGAACGAGGGGAGGCCCAGGCACUGGACAGCCGCCCAGCAAGCAGCAGCUGCUCCGAGUCAGGGGGAUUUCGGACGAGUUUGAGCAUCUCCUGGGGGGAGCAGGAAAAUCUACAGAAAGGUGGGAGCAAAGGAAGCACCACUAGCUUUUUAAGCUCCCCUUCUGCUUCGUCUGGGUAUAUAACAUUUCAUUCCGACUCCAUCGGCUCAGCCUCCUAGGGCCCCAGCGCCAUCUCUGCCGUGGGUGCUGGUUUUCUGCGGCUUUCCUGACGUCGGUCAAAGAUGGGGUCUUGGUUUAGUAACGGGAGCUAGGCAAAGCACCAAAGAAAUCCGAUGUCGUUCUCAUGCAUGAAAAAAGGGAGGCAGAGAGACUUGCUAGAGGAAGGUCUGAUCUGAGGACGGUGUAAAAAUGUUUGCAAUUCCUACUCAGGUGGACAAAGCCACAGCACAGUCCUUCCAGACCCUUUCCAUGUGCGGAGGGCAGGGGCGCCCGGGGUGGUGGGAUCAGCGCGGGUGCUGCAGCCCAGAGCGAAUGCUCUGCUUUAUCCCGGGCAGCAGGAUUGCGCUGCCUGCAAAAGGCUGGUGGGGGUUUAGCGGAGCCCCACAGUCUCUCCUGGUGUUUGUUAGUAGCUGUAACACAGGCAGCAUGUCUCCUCCAGUGAUCGCUAACACGCGGUACCCUCCUCUUCAGGCUGGGGUGGAAAGCUGGGCUCGUGUUUCCGUUAGAGACGAAGAAGGGUGUUUCUCGUUUUAGUCAGAGCGGCUGGCUCGCCAGGCGAGGCAGCCUUAUCUCCAAGGCACGGUAGCCUGACACGACAGUGCCUAAUCGCGCGGGGCUGGUGUGUGGGUGUGUCGCUCAUCCAGGACCGGGCUCCCUCUCUCUCUGGGGAAAGGGGGUUGAACCGUGCGACCGGGCCCGUGUUCGUGCUCUGGGAGCAGGCUGCGCGCUGGGGUAGUCCCGAGUGUAGUGGAUGACAGUCCGCUGGAACAUGGGGCUCAGCAUGUGGCAGGUAAGAAAACACUCGGCUGCUGCUGUUGCUGCCGCGUGUUGUGCGUCUGGGCCGCCGCAAAGCGUCCAGGCUGCUCCAGGCCUCCCGAGCCGAGCCAACACAUUCCGUUUUGACAUUUAGAAAAAAUUAGGGUGUUUUUUUCUUCCCCUUAUUGAUGUGAGUAAAAACAAGACCCAGCCAGAGAUUGCUCUGGGGUGACAAACUCAGCCUCACCCUCCCCCCCCCCCCCGGCAUUUGAGGGCAAGGCCUUUCUGAGGGCAGAAGAAUGGGGUGUGUUUAGCAGGGAACAUUGAUACACUCGGCAGAAUGCAGGCACUGAAAAGCUUUUGUCGCCAGCGAGAGGCUGAGUUAAUCGCCCACAAAACCAGUGUCUCUCUUGUGUCCUUUCUCGGCACUGUCUGUGAGCCACAGAGAGGUGGGUCAGGAGGGAAGAAGAGGUGACAUUUCCAUUUCAAUGGCAUCUCUGUUAACCUGCUGCUCUGCUACAAUGCAGCUAACGCGGAGGAGUCAGGAUCACUGUGUUCUGCCUGGAGAAAUAUUAGCGAGAGAAUUUGGGGGGGGCCGGGGGCGGAGACUUUCUGUGAGCUCCUUUGUUUUACUAGGACUCUCUCUAGUGGGGAGACGUAGUGACCCUUACGAAUGUCUACGUGCUGCUUUUUGAGCACGUGUGGGUUCAUGUGUGUCCACUGUCUGGCACAGGGGAAGGGAACUAAUAGCCUCGAACUAAGCUGCGAAGCAUAGAGAGCCCAGGGCCCGGCAAGGGGAAAGGGGCUCAGUAUUCUGUAAUACUCCAACCCUCAUUAUUAUUUUUUCUAAAUUCUGUGAAUUAAAUUUUAUACCUGAUUUCUCUAGGGGAAAAAGAAGGAGAAGAUUGGUACCUGCUCAGCUCAUGACACUGGCUCCAGUGGACCAAGAGCAGAGGCCACCUUUAAUACAGGUUAAGUGAAGUGGGCCCAGUUUUCUGGAUUCUGUAGUGGCCGGUUACUAUAGACAGAUCUGUGAUUCGCUUAGUACAUCUUCAUAACUCACUGCCGAGGCUGAGAGUCGUAGCUCCUAGAGUGAGACUGCUCACGGGGUUCUGCCCCAGCCCGAGGAUCCAUGUGUUGCGCGGGCUCACACGAGGCUCCAUUGCUCUUGUGCGUUCACUCAGAUCUCGGUCUUGUUGCUCUAGAACUGCAUGAGACUGGAGAAUUGGUGCCUCUGCUCCUUUGGGUUCAUGGUGUGAAAUCCCGCUAACUUGUGCCCUGUGGUUUCACGGCUGAUACAGACACAAGCUAAAGGUAAAGUGGCAGGUUCACUCUGUGGAGCUAAUUUCUGUGUCCUUAAAACUAUAACAAGCAAUGUUUGAAGUGCAAAAAAACAAAGCUGGUGAUGACUGGUAUACCCCUCCGCCCCCACAUGCCUCUUCUUCUCCAACUGCAGCAAUCAGAAGCAUGGGUCUGGCAUUGCCAUUUCUGUUCCCUUCCCAGCCACAGUCCGAACGCUGUUAAUAGGGGGAACUGAGCCUCGACAAUGGAUCUCUGCUUUGACUUUUCCACUUGAACACGGGUACCACAGUGGCAGGCCACUCUGCACUGAUUGUGUAUCCAACGCUUGCAAUGCAUAUGUCCCUGCACUGCCAAGCUGGCUGCUAGCUCCUGGAACCAGUGCAGAGCUGUGGAAGGCUUCGCUGCCCUGCACUGCAGUUCAUAACUGGGAUACAAUUUAGGCUAAUAGGAAAAAACCCCUAUUACAGGCAGAGAGAAAACGGAAACAUUCAUUGAUUAUUUCCCCAAGCCCCUCCAAUGCCCUGGAAAAUACUGAGAGUUGCCCAUGCAAAGAGUCUAGUUUGCUCCUCCCAUCACAGCCAAAAUGCACCUGCUACAGUAGCACCCUUUCCUGUUACGUGCAUCAGCUGAUGGCAGAGUAGGGGGAGAGGCUGGCUUUCUGCUGGUUCUCAUCUUGUUUCCUUUUCCAGUUGGCUUGCACCUCUGAUACAGAUAUUUCUGGCCAUCAGUUAAUCCACCCACCAAACUGACUUCCACCCUCCAGGCUGUUGCUCCUGUUUCUCUCGCUGUAACCCCCCUCUCUUCUUCAACUCCUGGGUGCAGGCUGGGCUGAGAGUUACAGCGUCUGGCUUACAAAGAGUUUCAAUUCUUCUCUGUUGCUUCCCUCAGCAUGGGCUUCUUGAAAUCUGUGUUUGCGCGACACACACUCCCUGGCAGUGCUUAGCACAUCACUCGCUCCUAAGGAGCCAGAGUGCUUUGCAAACAGACGUGAAUUGGGCCAUUUUACUGAUGGGGAGGUAGAGUCCUUGUCUGUGUCCAGACUGCUUAUGGUGCAGCAUGGCUUCCCCUGGGAUUGGGUGAGCUCUGAUGUAAGGACUGGGCCCCUGCCCUGCACCUGCUUGUGUGGACCCUUUUAUUUCAGUUCAGUAGUAGCUUAUUCCAGUUUAGUUUAACCCUCUUCCUAGUCAAUUUCAGCUAAACUGAGAUAAGCCUGGCUUAAACCGAAUAGCCUUUUGUACCAGUUUAACUACAUCACUUUAGCUAACCUGGUGCUGCUCUGUAGCCCUGAGGCACAGAGACAGGAAGCAUCUUGCCCCCAAAUUGCAUAGGGAGGAGGGCCAGGAGGACAGCCCCGCAGUCUUGACUCCCAAUCCUCGCUGACUUGCUACAGGAAGUAGGAAACCUGGAGCAUGGUGAGUUCUGUGAACAAGUAACACCUAGUUUCGGAUUGCAGUGUAUUUUAAACACCUUUAGGAAUCAGUCCCCCAAAGGCUGUUUUAGAGGGCUGGGGAGAGGUAAGAGCCAUCGGGAUUUCCCUGCCAUUUUUUAUGUGGUGCUCCCUGGAGCUACCAGUGCCUCCGAGUUGCCUGGAGUGGGCCCCUCUGCCCCACUACCAGCCAUUGCAGGUGGCAGGGACAGAAGUGGCAAGUUGUACAUCGAGUUGCUAAGAGGAGAUGUGGCCUUUCUGCCCGGCAGCCAGGAUGUUCAUAAUUCUCUUCUCUCCUAGAGGGGUUAUCAGGAAGUAGGCAGACAUUUUUACCCUGGGGUCUGCAUUUGCGGAGCAGAAGCCAUAUAGCUGGUCGUCAUUUCUGAUCGUGAGCCCAAGGAUAGACAUUUCCAGAUGGCUUGGAAGGGAUAAAUAUUGUGUUUUUUUAAUAGCACCCUAUAACAGAGGGAGAAUCAUUGUUGCAAAAGUUCACAGUUGACUAUAGAACCUACUGCUUGCAGUGUUGUGUAGCUGUGUUGGCCCCCAGAUAUUAGAGAGACGAGGCUGGUGUGGUAAUAUCCUUUAUUGGACCCACUUCUGUUGAUGAGAGAGACCCUUUCAAGCCACAAAGAGCUCUUCUGCAGGUCUGGGAAAGGUAUUCCCAGUGUUACAGGUUAAUACAAAGUGGAACAGAUUGUUUAGCUUUAACACACAUUUCAAGGGACCAUUCCCGGUGAAGUGCUGACCCUCUUUCCCUGGGGAGACUCUUCCAGAGUCCAAUCAACAUCGUUAGGACAGUUGUCCUGACUUCCACCCUAAACUUUCCCUUUGAUAAACUCAUGCUCUCCUCUUGACUCACUGGUACUGCUCCCUGUCAAGUACUUACACUGUGGCUGUUCCCUGCCGCCCCUCUUACUGAUCUCUCUGCUGAGUUAUUCAUACUUAGCUCUUUCAGUGUUUCUGGUUAGGUCAGCAGCCCCUCUGAACCUAUCAUGCUCUGGGCCCCGUCUAUCUUGAUCCCCUCCAAUUUGUUUUAGCCUCCUGGAAUGGGGAUGCCCCAAGCUGCAUGCCAUAUUCCACGGGCAGUCCCCAUGUGCUGCAUAAAGAGGGACAUUCCCUCCCUGGUCUGUGAUGUUAUGCUUGUGUGAAUGUAACCUGAUAUAUACUAUAAAAUAUGGUAACAUGCAUGUAUUGGUUUCAUGUACUCUUGCAUUUCUUUGAGUUAGACCAGCUACACUCUCAGAUAAAAUUCCCCGAUGCUAGCAGGAGCUGUCUAAGAACAGAAAAUAUACAUAUGCCAUAGAAAAUUUACCAGUAGCACUUUUGACGGGACACUGUGCCCUGGCUAUUUAUUUUCUAGUAAGUGAGAUUUUGCGAGCUCGCAAGCGAGCACUGAAGGAUGUCAGCAGCAUGCUCAGCAGAGCUGACAAGACAGUGACCAGGGCCUCUGCCUUGCCCUGUAGUUCUCUGCCAUUUCCUUUCCCAACAGCACCGAUUGCCCUGGGGUGGGGGUAAAUAGAAAGCAUCUCUCUGAUGACCUUCCUGUUCCACACAGAGAGGCCUGUUGGGUUUAGAGGGGCUGCGAGGCAGGACUCCAUCCUGUUCAUGGCUCUGCCGCUCAUUGGAAAAGUGACUUGUCCGAGGUGUCACCACUCCUCUGUGCCUCGGUUUCCUCAGAUGUGGUGGCAGUUUAAUAACAUUUGCCAUUUUCACGGGGCUGUGAUCCCUCAAGAAAAAGUGCUUUUGAGUGCAAAGUACCAUUGUUACCAGUUCCUUAAAGGGUGCCGUUAGCUGCCCCAAUUCACGGCACGGUGAGAGUACUGAACUGCAGCUGUGUAGCCCCUGGUACCUUGUUAAUCAGCACUGAUGGGGAAGGAAUUCCAGGGAAAGCAUGUGGCUAAACUAUCUGCUUUGCGUAAGACUCCUCCUCCGCUGCAAGAAAUAGUCUAUAACAGAUCGCCAGAAAACUCUGCUGCCUUUUGCAGUGAAAGAGUCAACAGACAAGGCAGCAGUUGUGUGGUGCCAUCGAUGGGCUGAAGCAUACGAAUGCAAGUACAUUUUCCUGAAAUGGACUCAUUUAAAUUAGACUGAUAAAAUGUUGCCAACUGCACUAGACUGAAAAGAAAAUGCAUUUGGAACCAAAAUUCAACUUGUUUGAAAUUGGAGCCACCCGUUGAAUUCUGUUGGCCUUGAGGUGUGUUUCUUUUUGACAAAUCUAACCCUGACCGUAAAAGAACAAUCCAGACCUUGCCAUUACUUCACUUAAACUUCAGAGCCAUGAAUGAAACAUUAAAGAAACACAGCCGGUUUCAGUGUCACGUUUGAAUCCUUAAUUGUCAUAAGCAAAGAAUACUCAGUCUUGAGCUCUUACCAAAAGGGUCCCAGAGAAUGAGAUUUCUCCUGUUAAGUGAGGGACGAGAGUCUCUGUGUCUAGGGGACGGGUGUGAGGCAUGCUUAUAAUUUGGAAUGCUCAAUGUUUAAAUGAACCAUUCUAACUAAUUCAUUUUUCAAUUGCAAUAAAAAAAAAAGAACCACAAACUUAGAAACAAGGGAUUAAACAGAGCGUCUGGGUGGGUGUUUUGUUCCUAUUGAUAAAAUUCCCCCACUAGAAAGUGAUGUUGUGCCUUUAAGGAUUAAAAAUAUUGAUGCUGGUCAUUUGUUAAUAAUUCUGUCGGUGACCUCUUUGUGUUUCACCUCUAACCAGGGGAGAACGAGGCUUUAAGCGGUUGUUAACAAUUUGUAGUACUGUAUCUUUUUAACUAUUUGUAGUGUCAAAAGGCCAUGUUCUGAAAAGAAUGGGUUUCGUGCCACCGUAUCACAGAGAGCCAGUCCUGAUUUUUACUGAAUUUUGGAGAAAAAAAAAAGAAUACAAAGGCUGCUCUGGUCUUCGGGAUAACUAGACAAUGUCUUUUUAUUGCACAAUAAUGACUGAUGUUUUGUAAAUUCCAAUAAGGUACUUCUAUUGGAACUCAAACUACUUCUUUAAACUGUUCUGUGUGUACUAUGCAUUUGUAAGAUCUCCUUUCUGUCAGUGAGGUUGAUGCUUUGCAACAAUUCUUUCUAUUGGUCUAAGUGGAUUUGUCCUGAGUAUAAAGUUUAGAGCAUUUUAUUCACAGUAUUUCUGAUUCAUUUGUAGUUUGCUCUUUUUUGACAACUUGAGGGUUACUCUUUGUAAAGGACUGAAUAAAAAUUCCUUCCGUAUUGUUUACACUCCA